AUAAACAUGUAUACAAACGGAGAUUACUACACUGUUUCUUUUAAAAUGAUGACAGGUUUUUCAGAGUGGACGUUCCUAUUAGGAUUAGCAUCUUUUGCUAUUAUAGGAUUUGUUCAGUGUACGGACUGUCCUGAUGGCUGGGUUGCCUACGAAGGAUCGUGUUAUCUGUUUGGACAUGGUGUGAAUCACACGUUUGUAGAUGGUGAGCAUUUUUGUCGUCAACAUCACAAUGGACAUUUAGUAGAAAUUGAUUCUAAGGCAGAAAACCUGUUCCUGAAAGAUUAUAUAAGAGGUUUCGGAGGCCAUUGCUACUGGAUAGGUCUUUCUGAUGAGCAAAUUGAAGGCUUGUGGGUUUGGUAUAACGGCAAUACAACUCCUGCUUUUUUUGACUGGGGUCCUUCCCAACCAAGCCCUGGUAAUGCCGAAGACUGUGGUGUAUUCUGGGGACCAUUUGAUUACAAAUGGGGAGAUCUGCCUUGUGACUAUAAAUGUCAACCAGUUUGCAAGAAAAGUGGAGGUGAAACUGUUUCUAUUGUCGGCUAAGUCAUCUGGAUAAUUUAAAUAGUCAAUUUUA
Messenger RNA from Ruditapes philippinarum (Manila clam), 574 nucleotides. Its product is annotated as perlucin-like protein. NCBI's taxonomy places the organism in Eukaryota, Metazoa, Mollusca, Bivalvia, Venerida, Veneridae. The transcript has 5 exons. Bases 7 to 543 code for a protein of 178 amino acids. The record is from RefSeq and is a predicted model, not a curated record.